CUAUAUUCUAUUACUAAGCACUCCCCCUUCCCCUUUGCUGCCAUAUUCUGCUACAAUCUCCGUGAUUCCUACAUUAAAAAAUGGUUUUUUUAAUUGGUUUUCUUCUCAUUGGCCCUCAUUAGCUCGCAGACUGAGGACUAGGGUUAUCGGUGGUCGUCUCUACAAAUGCUUGAUGGUGUAAGAGAGGGGUUGCCGGUUGUGUUGUGGUUGUGUUUGGUGGAUGCUUGACGCCUCGGCGGUGGAGGCGGGAGGGAUACCAUAAAGGUCAGAUCUUUGGGGCAAUUUGAUUCCGUCAGCCUCGGAAUUUCUUGGAUCUUGCGAUCGUGUGUUCGAGAGGCCGCUGCUAAUGACGGAAGUGGUCGAUUUGGUUGCAAGAACUUGUUGAUUAUAUUUAAUUUGAUUACAAAGGUUGGAUCUUUAGCCGGAAAAGGCAGUUAUUACCUGAUCGCAAUGACCCCGGAGGACUGUAUGUGUUUGGUGAAGGAGAGGCAGCCGGAGAAGGAAGUGGAUGAGAAUGGAGGGCUCGGGCCUGCGCAUGAUGGCGAUGAAGGUGAAAGGGUGGAUGGAAGCAAUCACUUGUUCUUGAGAGAAGCUCCCAUUUUGACGGAGGAAUCUGGAAUCUCCAAAGAUUACAAUUGUCAGGACAAGAAGGUUGGAUCAAGGGAGGAAUUGGUUCUUCGAAAGGACAUGUGCAAGCAGGGGACGAAGCUCAGUAGGCGUGAUCGGGUCGAACUGGGUUGCCGGUUUCAGCGGGCAGUGAGCUCUUGCGAUUGGGAACUUGCAUGGAACCUGCUUGUGCUGGCCAAGGCACAAGCUCUGAAUGAUGUGCUCUGCGUAGCGUUGGACUCUGUAUGGUUCUUGACAACGCACGAAGAACUGGAUGGCAUUACUGGGUUGAUCAAGAAAAUUAUUGGCGACGGUGCGAAUGAUUUCACCAGGGCAAUCCUUAGGACGUCGUUCCUGGCUUCGUGUGUUUCUGCCUGUCAAAGCAAAAUGAUGAAUUUGACGGAUGCAGUGGGUGUCACGACCCAAAGGUUGCAUGAGCGUCUGCAAGAAUGUCAGGGAGACGAGGUUCUGAAGGUUGAAGCAAGUACCAAAGUUCAGAAAUUUACAGAAUGGGCUCUGAAAUGCAUCAGAUUUCACUCUCAUUAUCAGGAGAACAGGGGACGAAGAAGAAGAAACCAGAGUACGAUCGUCGAGGUCCAACUUCAGUUGUCAGCUUUCAAGACAUUCUUGGAACUUGCUGGUGAUCAUCUUACAGGAAAAGAUUUUACCGAGGCUUUCGAUGCAGCAUGUUUCCCUGUUGCUCUCUUCUCGAGCUCAUUUGACCCUGGUUGGGCAUCAGGAAUCUCAGCAAUUGCAGUCCAAGGGUUAUUGGGGAUGCUGGUAGAGGGUGGUGCAGACAAUGUAAACCAAUGCUUUCUGGAAGCUUCAAGAUUUGGGAGUACCGAACUCGUGCGGAUCUUGCUUCAGAUUGCUCAGAGGAAUAGCUUGGACAUUGAUGUUGAUCUUGCACUUGUCUUUGCCUCUCACUACUGCAAAAUCAGAACUAUGGAGUGCUUGGUCGAAGAGGGAAAUGCAGCCAACUUACUGGGUCCUCUGGUGCGAGCAUCUGAGAGAGGGUGCAUGCAGGUUGUCCAAUGGUUUGUUAACCAGGGAUGUGGAGACAUGGAUCUCUGCCUGGCCUUAAUUGCUGCCACCUCUAGCAGCCACUUAGGUGUUUCUGCUUAUCUUCUCUCACAAAUUCCACAUCAUGUCCUUGCUGCUGUUAGCAUCGAGAUUCUAAAGACGGUAAGCGAGAGAAGUCGAGGAUCUCUCGAUGGUGUUGCCUUUCUUCUCUGCAAUGACUUCCUUGGUGACCCUACUGCAACAUAUGCUGUGGCUGACAGCAUUGCAAGCUCCAAUGAUGAGGUUGUGGCACCUGAGUUGAGGGCUUUUUUGAAGGAGCACUGGUCUGAGGAUGCAUUUGCUGAAGGAUUGAGCUCUGGUCAGGACCACUAUGUAAAUUUCAUGAGGAUUCUGCAAAGAGGCGGCUCACCCAUCUGCCUAAUGGACCUGCCACCACCCCUGGUGACUGCCAUUGUAUACAAGCCUCUGUAUAGGGAGUGCACGGAAGCAGGUGGGAAAUUGCUACCUCAAAAACUAAGAGGGAAGCUUGUGGAAGCAGCCAGUAGGCUUGGUGGCAGGCAGGUGGAUAACGAUAGCCCAGCAAAAGAGCUUUUGGCAAUUCUGGAGCAUCACCUGCCCCGCCAUUUUCUGCCACUAUGACAACUGCUCACUUGUACACACUCGUAAGGAACAGCAGAUGAACUUUGCUUUA
Messenger RNA from Musa acuminata subsp. malaccensis (wild Malaysian banana), 2320 nucleotides. RefSeq names its product ankyrin repeat protein SKIP35. The record is from RefSeq and is a predicted model, not a curated record. Lineage: Eukaryota; Viridiplantae; Streptophyta; Magnoliopsida; Zingiberales; Musaceae.